Fonsecaea monophora is the source of this 909-nucleotide messenger RNA. RefSeq lists its product as hypothetical. The coding region runs from base 1 to 909 and encodes 302 amino acids. The record is from RefSeq and is a predicted model, not a curated record. The transcript has 3 exons. NCBI's taxonomy places the organism in Eukaryota, Fungi, Ascomycota, Eurotiomycetes, Chaetothyriales, Herpotrichiellaceae.
AUGGAGGCCGAACUCGCCGAGCUCAAGGCCGAAGUCAAGCGUCUUCACGCGAAGCUGCAAAAGGUCGAAGACGAGGCGGAAAUCCGCAAGGUCCAUUUCAAAUACGGGUAUUAUAUCGACAAGUGUCUCUAUAAUGAGAACAAACAGACACAUAUGACGACAAAGAGAGACCAGAACAAAUCUAACGCACCCACCCAGGUCGUCGACAUGUUCUCCAACCACCCUGACGCGUACGUCGAGUUUCUCGGCUCGCGCUACCGACGCAAGGAGGGCAUCCGACGGCUCUACAUCGGACGGUUCCAGACGCACUUCGUCAAGGGCCGCAACGGCCCCGUGUACGGCUUCCUGCUCGACCACCCAAUGAUGCAGGAGAUUGUGGACGUGGACGCGACGGGGACGCGGGCGUGGGCGCGGAUCCGCGCGCUCAUGUCGGCGGGCACGCACCAGUCGAUCCAGGAGGAGCACCCGCGCGGCCACGCCCAGUGGUGGGAGGGCGGCGUGUACGAGAACGAGUACAUCAAGGAGGACGGCGUGUGGAAGCCCUUCCGCUACCGCUACUUCCCCUUCUGGCACGCCGACUUUGAGCGCGGCUGGGCCCACACCAAGAAGAACUACAUCCCCUGGCCGACCAAGACGUUUCCAGAAGAUCCUCUCGGCCCGGACGAGCUGCUCGAGCAGAAGAUGCUGUGGCCCGACACGCGCGUCGUGCCGUUCCAUUACCCGCAUCCGGUGACCGGGAGGAUGGUCAAGGAUGACGACCUGCGCGCCCCAAAGUACGGCGAGGACGUGAGUACGAGCUUGCCGCCGUUGAGUAUUGCGUUGCCCAAGGAUCAGCAGGAGAAGGAGGCCGAGGAGGCGAAGAAGGUGGUGGCAGAGAAUGGUGAGAUUGCCGACACCACACCUGCGUAA